UGGGACAGGCCAAGUCCGAAGGGGCGGUGGUUGUGAUCCGAUGCUCCCUUGUGCCUUCUGCACCCGAGUGAAUCUCCACCAAGGUCCCCGCGUCUCCAGCCCUCACAUCUCGUGCGCCCCUGCGUCCGCGCGUCCCCUCGCCGCCCGCCCGGAAGGAUGCUCUGUGCGCCGACCGCCGGAGCGGCCCUGAUGCUGUGCGCCGCCACCGCCGGGCUCCUGAGCGCGCAGGGCCACCCGGCGCCGCCCGAACCGCCGCGCUUCGCGUCCUGGGACGAGGUGAACGUGCUCGCGCACGGGCUGCUGCAGCUGGGCCACGGGCUGCGCGAGCACGUGGAGCACACCCGUGGGCAGCUGGGCGCGCUGGAGCAGCGUCUGGCCGCGUGCGGGUACGCCUGCAAGGAGCCCGCGGGAACCGCCGCGCCCCCGCAGGCCUCCGCGACCCAGGUCCCCAGCGGCGAGGCCGCCCCCAAGGCCCUCCGCAGCCUGCAGACUCAGCUCAAGACCCAGAACAGCAGGAUUGAGCAGCUCUUCCAGAAGGUGGCCCAGCAGCAGCGGCACCUGGAGAAGCAGCACCUGAGAAUCCAGCAUCUGCAGAGCCAGGUGGGCCUCCUGGCCCCCAUGCACCUGGGCGCCGGGCUGGCCAAGCCUGCCAGGAGGAAGAGGCUACCCAAGACAGCUCAGCUUGCCGGCCCGGCUCACAAUAUCAGCCGCCUGCACAGGCUGCCCAGGGACUGCCAGGAGCUCUUCGAAGAGGGAGAGCGGCAAAGCGGCCUGUUCCAGAUCCAGCCCCAGGGGUCCCUGCCGUUCCUGGUCAACUGCAAGAUGACCUCAGAUGGAGGCUGGACAGUAAUUCAGAGGCGCCAGGACGGCUCCGUGGACUUUAACCAGCCCUGGGAAGCCUACAAGGCUGGCUUUGGAGACCCCCAAGGUGAGUUCUGGCUGGGCUUGGAGAAGGUGCACCGCAUCACGGGGGACCGCAGCAGCCGCCUGGCGGUGCAGCUGCAGGACUGGGAGGGCAACGCCGAGUCGCUGCAGUUCCCUGUCCACCUGGGGGGCGAGGACACGGCCUACAGCCUGCAGCUCACGGCGCCUGUGGCCAGUGAACUCGGCGCCACCACCAUCACCCCCAGUGGCCUCUCCCUGCCCUUCUCCACUUGGGACCAGGACCACGACCUUCGCGGGGACAAGAACUGUGCCAAGAGCCUCUCUGGUGGCUGGUGGUUCGGCACCUGUGGCCACUCCAACCUUAACGGCCAGUACUUCCGCUCCGUCCCAGAGCAGCGACAGCAGCGCAAGAAGGGCAUCUUCUGGAGGACCUGGCGUGGCCGCUACUACCCGCUGCAGGCCACCGCCAUGCUGAUCCGGCCCACGGCGGCUGGAGCAGCCUCCUAGCCUCCUCGCUGGGGCCUGGUCCCAGACUUGUUGAGGGCAGUGACUCUGAUUCUAGCCCGGCAUGUGGCCACCCCCUGCCUGGGCAGGGGCUCAAAGCGGGGGCCAUCUGGAGCCUCGUGGACUGAGGAGAAGCCCACACCCGGGGAGGCCUCCUUUCUGAGUGGGGGACUGCAGGCAGUGCCCUCUGAGAAGGACAGAGGGCUGUAGGGCACAGACCCUGGAGGCGUGGGACCUAGGGGCACUGAGGCCCGCUCCUCGCCCGCCCGAGGAGUGGGGAACGUGGAAGGACCACUCGGGGACAGCCAGGCCGGCCCUCGACGGCGGAUUCAGUCACAUUGACUGGCCAGGGGACCCGGCUUCCGCAGGCCCCUGGUGCCAUCACAGCGCUCUUUGUGGAACUGUGGGUGGAGCUCACAGACUUCUUGGAAUAAAAGCAACCUCAGAACAUUU
This is a messenger RNA of Manis pentadactyla (Chinese pangolin), 1842 nucleotides long. RefSeq names its product angiopoietin like 4 (gene ANGPTL4). The record is from RefSeq and is a predicted model, not a curated record. The coding region runs from base 157 to 1392 and encodes 411 amino acids. Gene Ontology annotation, molecular function: enzyme inhibitor activity. Gene Ontology annotation, biological process: triglyceride homeostasis. The transcript is spliced from 7 exons. Lineage: Eukaryota; Metazoa; Chordata; Mammalia; Pholidota; Manidae.